CUUGUAAUUCGUUUUGUAUGAGAAAUUAAUAGCAAUUGUAUCACUUCAAAUCAAUAAGCACAGCCUUAAACAUCAAAGAAAAAUACCGAUGAUAUCAAAACGAAUAUAUUUUCUGUGUGUAUUGAUUGCGAGCCCGCCUAUGAAAAGUCAAUGGAGAACAAAACCAGUAAAUGUAGGCAGACCAUAUAAAAGCUGUCGAAAAUGAUGUAUCAAUGAAUAUAUUUCACAGGUCCCAGUUAUUUACUGAAACGACAGGAGCGAGUCUCGGUCGAGGGACACCAACGGACUUACAUCAGGAAUACGCAGACCAAGGUAAGGGAACUCUACCGCCGUCCGCUGGCUGGAGUUUCCGGUUCCGCCUCGAAAAAUCCGAAGGUAGAGAGCGUAUCUUCCUUUGAGAAAAUCCAACAGACGCGCCAGAAGGUGGAAAGCCUAAACCAGAGGAUCGGCAAUGAGUUGUAUAAGUUGGGGCGCUUUCGCAAUCAUUUCCUCGAAGUCAAGGACGCCAUGAGCCGCUCUGCGAGUCCCGAGAAGGCGAAGGUGAAGAACCUGACUUGGAGCCAGAGUUUGAAGGCGAAUCAAGCCAAAGAGAGUGCCCUGUCCAUCGCCAGGAGUCCUGCAUCCGGUGCCCAGCGGAAAGGCAAGUGGGCCAAGUGCCGCACCAUCGCAGUCGCUGUCAGGAGUGAUUCUCCGAGCGUCGCUGAACGGGUCAGUGGAGGUUGCUGCUGCUGUGACUGUGGAUAUGGGGCUCUUAAGCACCAAACUGUGUACCAAAACAGCUAUGGAACUUGUCAUUGCUGCAACUACACCGGCAACUGCGACAUGGGGUGUCAUCAACAGUUCUGUGCUUGCGGUGGUCUCUAUGGAGAGAUGUCAUCGCAUAGGGGUACCCAGUUUGGCAUACCCUAUAAUAUCUUUCCGCGUCAAAAUUGCCGAAGAUUUGUGACCGACCUAAAUACGGAGGCAUUCUGCCGCAACUGGCGGCCAGUAGUCGAGCGUGCUUUAUCACCCAAGGAGCGCAAGGAUGGUUCAGCUCAGGCUAAAGCGCCGGAUAAAAGAAAUCCCGCUAGAAUUGGAAAGUCCACAAAUUAUAAAAAACUGGAUUCUAAUGCUAAGAGGGAAACUACCUCCAUGGGCACGACUUCACCAGCUGUCAAUAAAGCAAGAAAACCUGAAAAACCAAUCAAAAUUGGACAGAAGAAAGUGCACGAGUCUUCCAAGGAUCAUGACCAAAAAAAAUGCAAGCCGAACGACAUUAGUUUUCUGGCCUCGAAGGAAAUCACCAGUAAAGCUCAACCAUCCAAGUUUUGCCCAGAGGAACUGACGGAUGAGACCAAGGCGCGAAAUUACCAGGAGUAUUUGGAUCUGUAUAAACAACAAAACUGCAAGCCUCUACAGCCGAAUCCCACAUACACAAGAGUGGCAGUUAAGGAGGAAAUCAAGUCGGAAAUGGACGAAAUGGCACUAAGAAAACCUAAGGAUUCCACUCCUCGGACUGAUUCAGAUAGGAUAAAGGAACAGUAUGCGGAGAAUGGCAGCUCAGAUUCAUUAGAAGGUGAAACUGAACUUGAUUGCUUACACUACAAAGAAAUUACUGCUCACUACCAAUUGGACGAUUUGGGAUCGGCCAUUUCAACUCCGGAUAGUGGUCCCUAUCAGUGCUGUGAGGAAAAGGAUUCCUAUACCAAUCAGGAAUGGGAGUACAUCACCCACCAGCGAGGUGACUCAAAGGAGGUUAAGCUCCAGGGCGAAAGAAACUUUCAAAAAAGCGGUGAGUCCACAAAUGCCAAUCGCACGCAUGCCCAGCAAUCCAAGUUCCUAAGGUCCAGGGACAGUAAUUGUGAAGCAAUAAGACAGGAAAGGCGGGAGCUUUGCGAAAAGGGUGAUGGGCAAAAAAGAACCCAUCCAGUUCAGCGAUCAGUUACACCACAAAGCAGAGGACCCACCAGCUAUGCCUCGAUAGCUCUUCAAUAUCCUUCGGCUGGACAUGUCCAAAGGGAAACAAAGAACACCCAGACGGAGUGUCCGUGUCGGGAGAGUCCCACGCAAACAGAGAGGCAGAUCGGGAUGAACAAAGCCUCUCAAGUGUGCCGCGAAGGACAGUAUUCUGCAUCACCAACGCCAUCUCAAUUCCAAAACUCUUCUUUGAUGUCAAUGGUUUCCGGUUUAGAUUACGAUUAUGUCCAUAGGGUGUUGGAUUGCCGGCAAGGUAGUCCCAGAACACCAAGAGAAGUGCAGCAAUCGCAUGAUGACUACCACAUCCAGACUCCCCCAUAUAGUACGAGAACACCGCCGCAAUCUUAUAGACAACAUAAAAGUGCUCAGAUCGCGCAAGCUAAUUCAAUUGAAACUCUAUCGUCGAGUUCUCAGUCACAAUGCUGUCAGUGUCAGGAAAGCUAUAAAAUCCAGUAUACUCAAAAUAUGUCCGGCAAUAUUGACUGUUUUCGGAGUGAUGACGAAUCCUCCCAGCUGGAUUGUCCCAUCUGUACCGACGCUCCACCUGAAUGUGUUCGUUAUGGAGGCGAGAUCUUGAAGCAUCCUCAACAGCAUAGCCCAAGAUCGUGUAUGUCUUCCUCAAGACAAGUUCCAGUUCUGGAUACAGUCUGUGAAAAGCGUACGCGAACCGUGACCUUUGAAGACGAGAGAGGGGACAUGACCAAGGAGCAGCAUGUGCAGGAAAGUUGUCGCAGUCUAAUCGAUUGGGAGCGCGCCCUUAAAUACCACACGGCAGAGCGUGGCGAUGAGAUGGAUUAUACGGAACACAGCUCCACAUGCAGAUCCAGCAGCUCUGCGGAGCACACUUGCAUUGAGUCCGCCUACGAUGAUGACUUCGCCAGCUGCGAGGAGUCGCAGCCACAGGCCAACCACAUGCGGAUAGCUCCGUUUAAUGGCUGUCCCUGCAUGUACCAGACCUACAUGAACCUGGCCUCCAUGUGCCAGAAGUAAGGUGGCUUCAUUCAGCGAG
Molecule: messenger RNA, 2965 nt
Organism: Drosophila erecta
Lineage: Eukaryota; Metazoa; Arthropoda; Insecta; Diptera; Drosophilidae
Exons: 2
Coding region: 508-2946 (812 amino acids)
Source: RefSeq, a predicted model, not a curated record